UUAACUACCGGAUUGCCACCACCACUAUAUGAAGUAUUUGUGAGAAGGGGGUUGAUUUUACAAAUAUGACAAAUGUAAGGGUACCAAAAAUAAACAACAAAAAAAAAACUGUACAUUGAAUUCGUUUACCGCUUUAUUAAUACACAUAGCAAAGGAUGAGAAAAAAUGGCAAAAAUAACCAAUAACAAACCACCAUUACUAGACUAGUAGACUAGACUAUACUACCGUAACCUUCUUCAGUCUUCCUACCAUAUUCAUCAAAAAUGCCGAGCCAUGUUUGCCCAUGUUUCUUUGGUAGCCGAGUCACUGACUCGGAUGACUCGGCAGAUAGAGACCCGGUUGUGCUGGUUUCCGGCAUGGGUGGGUCCAUAUUAAACUCAAAGUCCAAGAACAGUUUUUUCAAUUUCCAAACUCGGGUUUGGGUUCGGAUUUUCUUGGCUGAUUUGGAGUUUAAGCGCAAACUUUGGUCUAUCUAUAAUCCCAAUACUGGGUAUACUGAGGAAUUGGACAAAAAUUCUGAGAUUGUAGUGCCUGAUGAUGAUUAUGGAUUAUAUGCAAUUGACAUAUUGGAUCCUUCACUGUUUGUGAAAUGUAUCAACCUGACAGAUGUGUACCAUUUCCAUGAGAUGAUUAAUAUGCUUGUUGAUUGCGGAUAUAAGAAGGGCACCACAUUGUUUGGCUAUGGUUAUGAUUUCCGACAAAGCAAUAGGAUUGACAAAUUGAUGGAUGGUCUUAAAGCAAAGCUGGAGACUGCAUAUAAAGCUUCUGGAGGAAGACAAAUCAACUUAAUCUCACAUUCUAUGGGUGGAGUAUUGGUCAAGUGUUUUAUGGUUCUAUAUCCUGAUACAUUCUCCAAGUAUGUAAACAAGUGGAUUUGCAUAGCUUGCCCUUUCCAAGGUGCACCAGGAUAUAUCAAUGAUGCACUCUUAACUGGGGUGCAAUUCAUUGAAGGUUUUGAGAGUUAUUUUUUCGUGAAAAGAUGGACCAUGCACCAACUGGUAGUUGAGUGCCCGUCAGUCUAUGAGAUGUUGCCAAAUCCAAUAUUCAACUGGAAAGAGGUUCCUAAAAUUUGUGUUUGGCGUAAAGUUUCUUCGGAUAAAGAUGACUCCUCAACUGCAAAGCUUAUAUCAUAUGACCCACUGGAAAGCAUCAAUCUCUUUGAGGAAGCUUUGAGGGAUAAUGAGCUUAACUACAACGGGAAAAUGGUUUCUCUUCCCUUCAACCAUGCUAUUCUCAAAUGGGCUGCUGGCACUCGUGAACUCCUCAACAAAGCAAAAUUGCCAGGAGGAGUUAGCUUUUAUAACAUUUAUGGAACUUCAUUUGAGACCCCUUUUGAUGUUUGCUAUGGUUCAGAAACUUCUCCUGUCGACGACUUGUCGGAAAUAUGUCAUUCAUCGCCUGAAUAUUCAUUUGUGGAUGGCGAUGAAACUGUUCCAGCUGAAUCAGCACAGGCUGAUGGAUUUGAUGCUGUAGAAAGAGUUGGAGUUGCUGAAAACCAUCGAGGGCUUUUGCAGAAUGAUACAGUGUUUGAGCUCAUUCAGACAUGGUUGGGUGUAAGUAGCCCCAAGCAUACGAAAUCUUCGAGAACAGCCAAAGUCAUGGAUGCUGCUGUCUUAUGAUCUGUAUUAAAAAAAAAUAAAAAAUGUAAACUCUUGUAACUGCGUAACAUUUACUAGGAGGCAUAGUCAUAUACGAAAUUACGAAGUAUACAUGUUCUCUCAACCGUUUUAGGUGGCUAAUUUAAUUCAAAUAGGAAGUGAAUUACAUUGAUCCUCGGAAAAAUCUUGUAUAAGACGGUCUUAAUAAUACUUAUUGUGUUAAUAUGAUGACUUGUUACAUUUAAGGAGUAA
This is a messenger RNA of Chenopodium quinoa (quinoa), 1850 nucleotides long. Its product is annotated as phospholipase A(1) LCAT3-like. Bases 264 to 1619 code for a protein of 451 amino acids. NCBI's taxonomy places the organism in Eukaryota, Viridiplantae, Streptophyta, Magnoliopsida, Caryophyllales, Amaranthaceae. The record is from RefSeq and is a predicted model, not a curated record. Gene Ontology annotation, biological process: lipid metabolic process. The transcript is spliced from 11 exons.